Messenger RNA from Stegostoma tigrinum, 3078 nucleotides. Its product is annotated as transcobalamin-1-like. Gene Ontology annotation, biological process: cobalamin transport. Lineage: Eukaryota; Metazoa; Chordata; Chondrichthyes; Orectolobiformes; Stegostomatidae. Bases 228 to 1511 code for a protein of 427 amino acids. Gene Ontology annotation, molecular function: cobalamin binding. The record is from RefSeq and is a predicted model, not a curated record. The transcript is spliced from 9 exons.
AGUUCAGCUCUCCCACCCUCCCUAUCUCUCUCUCUCUGUCACUCGUUGCAUUGACAACAGGUAUUUGAUUCACUUCGGGCUCUGCGCAGCAACAUCUGGGACAAAUCGUGUGGAAUCGUACUGCGACCCCACCCCCCCCAACCCACCCCGUGCUUGUGGGAGGGAAAGAUCCAACAGUAGACCCUGCACUUUUUCUGUUUUAGGGGACUGGCACCUGUCCCUGUACAAUGCCCAGCCUGAUGCCCUCGUUGCUGCUCCCCGGGUUGUUGCUGGCCUCUUUCGUUCAUGGAUACCCGCCCGAGUCUGAGAGGGAAUCUAUCAACUUCUUGCUGACUCUCAUGCUUCACUCAGUGAACGCCAGCCAGGGGCCCCCAAACCCCAGUGUGGGCAUUGCCUUACGACUGGCAAGAGACCACCACCUGCCCACAGAAGAACUGCUCCUGGAGCAGCUGAAGAUGGCUGCAGUCAAGAAACUGAAGCACGGUGAUGAUUUAUCCUCGGGUUUGGUUGCUCUUUACACCUUGGCCAUUGCUGCAUCUUGCAACGAUCCCACGGACAUCUCCUACGAAGGGGACAAGGUUAACCUGUUGGAGACACUGCAGGAGAAAUUAACCAAGGAAAUCGAACACAUCAGAAGCACUACAUUCCCUCUCACUAACUAUUACCAAGUUAGCCUGGACGUGCUCACUCUCUGCGUGAUGAACAGAAAUGUUUCGCAAUGUUCGGUCCAGGCCCUCACUGAUGCAGUAUUGAACGACAAAUUCACACACGCCUCUGAAUUCUCAGUUGAUACGGGAGCUGUAGCUGCACUGGGUUUCAGGUGUUUGAAAGACAAGCUGAACGGAAUGGGCACCGAAAAAGCACUGCACAAGGUCCUCGAUCAGAUACUGAACCGAACAACGGAUGAUGGUCUCAUCGGCAACCUGUACAGUACAGGCCUGGCAAUGCAGGCCCUCUCCGCCAACUCAGAGCUGGUCCCUCCUGGCCGCUGGAACAAGACCAAGUCCCUGUACAGGAUCCUCGAAGGGAUUCGCGAAGGCUCCUUUUCCAAUCCUCAGGCCGCGUCGCAAGUUGUCCCGUCGCUGGAGGGCCGGACCUACCUGGAUGUGAUUAAGCUAAACUGCACGGCCGACGGCAAUAACCUGACAUUCCCAGUGGUGAGUACAACAUCACCUCCCACCAUCCAGGCUGUCCCCAUCAGGGUGGAAUACAACAUUGUGGAUGGGCUUAGCCAUACCUUCAACGAUUCCGUGACUGUUUCUGUGCCGGGAGGAAGUGUCCUGAUCCGGGUUCUGGAGAAGGCCCGGGAUCUGUAUCCCAAUCGAUUCAGCUAUACUGUCACACAGACACUGUGGGGACCAUCUCUGACCACCGUUCGGACCCUAACAGCUUCCAGUCAAAACAGAACCUACUGGCAGCUCCUGAGUGGAUCACAGCCACUGGAUCAAGGUAUCGGCGAUUACAAGCCCAAAGACGGUGAGCGUAUCUUUGCAAAUUACAGCCGCUACUGAUCAGGAUCUGGGUGGCAGUUUGAGAUGGGAAAUUGACAACGAUGGAGCAAUCCGAAGGAAUCUGCCCCUUUUCUGCCACGACGUCCUCCCGCAGUAUCCCAGGUUAUCUCCGAGCUAUUUGGAGAUCACAGCUGGCCACCUUUCUCCUCGCACAGAGCUCGUUCUGGCAUGAACUUCACCGUCUCUCAAAAAAAACGAAAAACACCGUCUUUCUAGACUCUCCGAUGAUUAACUCCGAACGCACACGGUGCUUCGCUCUGGCCUCCGUGGCCCCUCGUGUCUAUCCUCGCGAUUCUUCACCUCAUCCAAACCCCUGUUACCCUCUUUCAGAAUGUGCACCACUCCCCAUUCACCCCUCCACGCCCUCCCUACCUCUGUAACCUCCUCCAGCCCCUACACCCCCUCCUUAUCUCUGUAACCCCCUCCAGCCCCUACACCCCCUCCUUAUCUCUGUAACCCCCUCCAGCCCCUGCACCCCUCCCCAUCUCUGUAACCCCUUGCAACCUCUACACCCCCUCCCUAUCUCUGUAACCCCCACCAGACCAUACACCCUUCCCUAUCUCUGUAACCCCCUCCAGCCCCUACAGCCCCUCCUUAUCUCUGUAACCCCCUCCAGCCCCUGCACCCCUCCCCAUCUCUGUAACCCCUUGCAACCUCUACACCCCCUCCCUAUCUCUGUCACCUCCUCCAGGCCCUACACCCCCUCCCUAUCUCUGUAACCCCCUCCAGCCCCUACACCCCCUCCCUAUCUCUGUAACCCCCUCCAGCCCCUACACCCCCUCCCUAUCUCUGUAACCCCCACCAGACCAUACACCCUUCCCUAUCUCUGUAACCCCCUCCAGCCCCUACACCCCCUCCCUAUCUCUGUAACCUCCUCCAACCCCUACACCCCCUCCCUAUUUCUGUAACCCCCUCCAACCCCUGCACCCUUCCCUAUCUCUGUAACCCCCUCCAGCCCCUACACCCCCUCCCUAUCUCUGUAACCCCCUCCAGCCCCUACACCCCCUCCCUAUCUCUGUAACCCCCACCAGAGCAUACACCCUUCCCUAUCUCUGUAACCCCCUCCAGCCCCUACACCCCCUGCCUAUCUCUGUAAACCCCACCAGCCCCUGCACCCCUCCCGAUCUCUGUGCUCUCCUACAAACCCAGCCUUUCAAGCACCUCGCAAUUCUCAUCACAUCCUCAAUGGGAGCCAAGCCCUUAUUUACCUGAAGCCCUGAGCUCAGUAAGUCCCUCAUCAAACAUCUCUGACCCUCCCCACUUCUGUCUGUCUCUCCUCCUUUUAGCUGUUACAUAAAACUGACUCAAGAAACGGUCCAGCCAUGACAUUCUGUCGAUCAUGUGGACUGUCUGAAUGUUCUGUAUAAUUUGGGAUACCUCCUCAGUUAUUUAGCUACUUUUGCAAUUGUAUUAUCACUGCUGCUUUCGCUGGCGAAUAAUUGUAUUUUUACAAAGUUUUCACAUUCCCUCCAGAUAUCCACAUUCAGAUAAAGAAAAUAUUGUGCUAUUCCUGGAUGCUGGCCACUUUGUUCAUCUUCUCAACAUAAUAAAGCCCCCCUGCUGCAAA